AUUUAGUGACCCUGAAUCCCGGAGAGCGGAGGCAACCCCUCGACAGUUCACACUUGCCUUGGCCUUGACAGUUGCCACUUGACUUACUCCAUAGAUUCUUCUCUUUCUAUUAUUCCAUUUUACUUUUCAUUAGAUACAAUUUCAGAAAAUCUACACAUUUCCGCACGCAUUUGGUGGGCAGGGGAGCUAGAGAAUGGGCGAGCACCUGGGAGAAAUGAAGGGGAAGUACCCUUCAAGUGAUGGGAAUGGGGAAGGGGGUGGUGGUGUUAGCUGUAGCAUUAAUCACAACAGAAAAUGCAGAGAUGUGGUGUUUCUGGUCAUCUUCAUUGCCUUCUGGAUUUCUAUGAUUGUGAAUUCUAGCUUUGGGUUCAACCGAGGAAACCCAUUAAGGUUAACAUAUGGCCUGGAUUAUAAAGGCAACACAUGCGGUGACCAACAUGCAGACCCUAACCUUCAUCACUUGGAACUAAGAUAUUGGGUGAAUCCCAAUGAGGUUUAUCAAAGCGGUUUGAAGCAUGGUGAAGUUAGCCUUCCGAACGCACGAAGUAUUUGCUUGUCAGGCUGCCCUACUCCAUCGGAUGAAUCUCUAAAUUGGGUCUGUGAUUAUCCUGAGGGUGACAUUCAUCUCUCAGUCAAAGAUUGGAUUCAUAGGAACUAUGAUUAUUUUACUGACCUUUCUCCUGAUUUGAGAAACAAUUCCCUUCAGCUUUUGGGUCCUUGUUACCCUGUCUUAUUUCCUAGUCUUAAUGUUUAUUGGAGCUGCCAAUUUAUUUCUAGUCCAUCUAAUGUGUCUUUGAAACAUUGGAGGGAAAUGGGAGGAGCAAACAUUGUUGUGGAUGGUGAUAUGGACAAAUCUAUACACAACUCUAUCAACUCACGAUCAUCAGUCUUUAAGAGAUAUGUUGCUGAUGUUGAGAAAUCAUGGCCUGUCUUGAUUGUAUGUGGUGGAAUUGUGCCAGUAUUCCUUUCAGUUAUUUGGCUUUUAAUGAUUCGCUACUUCGUUACUGCCAUGCCAUGGAUUACGGUUGUCCUGUUUAAUUGCCUUAUCAUAUCAGUAGGAAUGUUCUACUACUCAAAAGCUGGAUGGAUUGGGAACAGUGCAAUAUCCCCCAUCAUUGGUGAACAUGACCCGUAUUAUAAUGUGCCUGCAAGGGAGUUGAGCCAUCUCUAUGCCACCAAUGUUUUCAUGACCAUUAUCAUGGUUAUUGCAUUCCUAUCAUCCAUUGCUAUAGUGCGACGCAUCCUCAUGGCAACAUCUGUUCUCAAGGUUGCUGCCAAAGUGAUUGGAGAAGUGAGGGAACUAAUAGUUUUUCCCAUAAUUCCAUUUGCCAUCCUCGGGAUCUUUUACAUACUGUGGUUUGCAGCAGCAUUCUAUCUUUUCAGUUCUGGACAUGUUAUUCAGAAUGAUUGCAGCAACAACUGUUGUUCUUAUGAUCUUAAAGCAAAACAAGUGAAGUGUGAUCAUUGUUGUGGCUUUAGUGUAAAAUAUACCCCUUAUAUUGCAGUGGCUAUUCUUUUCCACUUGUUAGGUGGUUAUUGGGCUACACAGUUUAUUGUGGCAUGCUCCUCAACCAUCAUUGCUGGCUCUGUUGCUUCUUAUUAUUGGGGUCGAGAUGCAGUGUCGCCUGAUAUUCCAUUUUUCUCAGUCAUUUCCUCAAUGAAACGGCUUAUGCGUUACCACAUUGGGUCUGUUGCCCUUGGUUCUCUAGUUGUUUCUUUCACAGAGUCUAUCCGUUUCAUACUCGAAGUGCUUCGUCGCAAAUUUAAAGCAACUAAUUCCACACAAGAAAGUUGGGGGGACAAGAUGGUUUUUAACACCUCAAGGGGUUGCUCGAAAUGUAUUAGCUGGAUUAUCAAAUCUGUGAACCAUAAUGCUUAUAUUAUGAUAGCUAUUACAGGAGAAAGCUUCUUCAAAGCUUCAGAGGCUGCAACAGAACUGAUUAUCAGUAAUAUCCUCAGAAUAGGAAAGGUCAAUGUUAUUGGUGAUGUCAUCCUUAUUCUCGGGAAGCUAUGCAUCAGUCUUGCAUGCACGCUAUUUGCUUUUCUGAUGUUGAAUAGUCACAAGUACAACUCUGGAUACAACAAGAUCUCAUCCCCACUGUUUCCAGUUCUGGUAUGCUGGGGGCUUGGAUAUAUUGUUGCAACCCUUUUCUUUGUAGUGGUGCAGAUGUCGAUUGAUACCAUGAUCCUUUCAUUUUGCCAAGACACUAGAGUAAAUGGAACUGACCACUACACACCACCAGCCCUACUGGCUGAGGCUUUGAUGAGUGACCAUAAUGAGAUAUAAAGGCACUUUCCACAAUCAUCCCCUAACCUCACAUAUACAAGCUUCCUCUAGUAGUCUAGCUUCAUACUUUUUUGUUGUGAUGUCUAUCUCUAGAGUUUUUUUGCCCUUCGUCUUUAGUGUCAUUCUCACACUUUUGAUAAUCGACCACAAUGUAUAUAGUUUCAGGUAUGUCUAUGCCUAUAUCUAUAUCUAUAAUGUAAUAAGUUCCAAUUCAUAUCGUUGUGGAUGUAUACUACACCUUAAUGCAUAUUUCACAUACUUGUGAAUUGUGGUGAGCAUCACCAUUCUAUAGGGUCGGGGUGUGGCCUCGGAGCGAGGGAUUUUGUCUUUUGUGCCAUGUAAAAUGUGAUGAGGAUUUAUUUACUUUAGUAAAGACAUUAUAGUGUACUGAUGAUUUGAAUUCUUACCUAGGUUGUUUGUGUUUUCUGAA
This is a messenger RNA of Cuscuta epithymum, 2717 nucleotides long. Lineage: Eukaryota; Viridiplantae; Streptophyta; Magnoliopsida; Solanales; Convolvulaceae. The record is from the annotation of a GenBank genome assembly.